Molecule: messenger RNA, 3282 nt
Organism: Leguminivora glycinivorella
Lineage: Eukaryota; Metazoa; Arthropoda; Insecta; Lepidoptera; Tortricidae
Exons: 4
Coding region: 134-2710 (858 amino acids)
Cellular component (GO): nucleus
Molecular function (GO): zinc ion binding; DNA binding; protein binding
Source: RefSeq, a predicted model, not a curated record
ACAUCCAAUCCGCUAUCAUUUCGUUGAUUGCAUUGUAUUUAUUUGUGAUUUAUUAUGUAAACAUUGUUGUACAACAACAACGAUUCUAUUGGGAUUCGUAUUUGGAUUUUCAUCUUUAAUUAUUUUAGGAACUAUGUCAUUCGAAGCAUUACCGGCAAAGUCGAAAGAAAUCUAUAAAACAACUUACGAUAACUUUAUUUCUUGGCAAGGAGAAAGAAAUAAUACUUCGUUCGAUGAGAAUGUCCUAUUGUCCUAUUUCGAGGAAUUAUCUGAAAAAUUUCAACCUUCUUCGUUAUGGUCAAGAUAUUCAAUGUUAAAAAGUGUUUUGAAAUGCACUCAUAGUGUUGAUUUCAAGGAUUAUUGCAAAUUAAGGGCGUUUUUGAAGAAAAACUCUGAAGGAUAUGUUAAAAGGAAAGCAAAUGUGCUCACUUUAGAGAAUGCUGAGAAGUUUAUAGAUGACGCGCCUGAUGAUAAAUAUCUUGCUACUAAGGUAGCCCUUAUUUUUGGAGUUGUUGGUUGUCUAGGACGGCAAGACCUUGUAAAUAUCACAGUAGACUGUAUGGAGGAUGAUGGAGAAGGAAAAUUAACUGUAAAACCUAGCAAAAACAAAUCUUUUGUGGUGGAAGGGAAAUAUUAUAAUGUAGUUAAAAAAUAUAAGGAUUUACGUUCAGCUUCAGUUCAAAGUAACCGCUUUUUCAUAGCGUUAAGACAAGGUAAAUGCCGUUCACAAGUGAUCGGGAUAAACAAAUUUGGGGCGAUGCCUAAAGAGAUUGCAGAGUUUUUGAAGUUGCCGAACGCUAAAAUGUACACAGGGCAUUCGCUUCGUUUGGUAUCACGGACAUCUAGUACGGAGGCUGAAUCUCAAGAGUGCGAAGAUCUAUUAGUUAAUGAUUCGCAAGCUCCCGCCGAACCGGAGGCCGUCAGUGGCGACCAGUGCCGUGUCUGCGGAGUUUCGAAAGAAUGUUCCAUGGUCAGAGAGAAGCCCUAUAUUGUGGACAACAAGACUAUGCUGGCGCUCAAUCAGCUGCAAGUCGAACUUGACUUCAGCACAGACUGUCUCCCGAACACCAUUUGCCGCGAAUGCCAUGCGAAGCUACUAGACACUUUAGAAUUUAUCAAACUAGUUAAGACUGCGCAAUCCUCACUUGUCAGAGUUGCCCCAAACAAUGCUUCAAGUGGUAAGAGUUUGGGCCAAAUUGUCAACGUUUGCCCAAACAAUGCUUCAAGUGCUCAAAGUUUGGGCGAAAUUGUCAACGUUUGCUCAAACAAUGCUUCAAGUGCUCAAAGUUUGGGCCAAAUUGUCAACGUUUGCCCAAACAAUGCUUCAAGUGCCCAGAGUUUGGGCCAAAUUGUCAUGGUUUGCCCAAACAAUGCUUCAAGUGCUCAAAGUUUGGGCCAAAUUGUCAACAUUUGCCCAAACAAUGCUUCAAAUGCUCAGAGUUUGGGCCAAAUUGUCAACGUUUGCCCAAACAAUGCUUCAAGUGCUCAAAGUUUGGGCCAAAUUGUCAACGUUUGCCCAAACAAUGCUUCAAGUGUUCAGAGUUUGGGCCAAAUUGUCAACGUUUGGCCAAACAAUGCUUCAAGUGCUCAGAGUUUGGGCCAAAUUGUCAACGUUUGCCCAAACAAUGCUUCAAAUGCUCAGACUUUGGGCAAAAUUGUCAGCAUUCGCCAGAACAAUGCUGCAAGUGCUAAGAGUUUGACCCUAAUUGUCAGCGCUUUCCCAAAAAAGGCUUCAAGUGCUCAAAGUUUGGGCCAAAUUGUCAACGUUUGCCCAAACAAUGCUUCAAGUACUCAGAGUUUGAGCAAAAUUGUCAGCGUUCGCCAGAACAAUGCUGCAAGUGCUAAGAGUUUGCCCCUAGUUGUCCGCGCUUUCCCAAAAAAUGCUUCAAGUGCUAAGAGUUUGAGAAAAAUUGUAAGCAUUCGAAAGAAUAAUGCUUCAAGUGCUAAGAGUUUGCCCCCAAUUGUCAGAGUUUUCGCAAAAAAUGCUUCAAGUGCUAAGAGUUUGGGCCGAAUUGUCAGCGUUGGCCCAAACAAUGCUCCACGUGCUAAGAGUUCGGGCAGAAUUGUCAGCGUUGGCCCAAACAAUGAUCCACGUGCUAAGAGUUCGGGCAGAAUUGUCAGCGUUGGCCCAAAAAAUACUUCAAGUGCUAAGAGUUUGAGCCCAAUUGUCAGCGUUGGCCCACACAAUGCUCCAAGUGCUAAGAGUUCGGACCGAAUUGUCAGCGUUGGCCCACACAAUGCUCCAAGUGCUAAGAGUUUGGCUCAAGUUGUCGGCGUUUUCCCAAACAGUGCUUUAAGUGUGGCUUCAAAUGCUCACAGUUGGUCCCAUGAUCAUAACUAUCAUUUUGAACAUGUUGAAAUGGAUACUCCAAUAACUAAUGAUGACUCUACUGAUGAAGAUUCACUUGAAAGCAAGUUUGAGAUUUCUCAAGAUUUAUUAACGAUCGGUGAAACCGUGUUUCUGAGAGAAACACAUAAAAGGACAAACGAAGUCGAUGAUAAAAUCAAUAAAAAAAUAAAAAUAGAAGAAAACUCAAAAAUUACAAACCAUGAAUUAAAACUUGACAUAAAAGAAGAAUUAGUUGAUAAUAAUGAUAGAAAUAGUGAAGAUAUUUGUAGUAAUUUUAGUGAAAAAAUUACUGAUGUGAAGCCUAGUGAGUUAGAACUUGCAGAAAGUUCUAGCAAUUAUCAAAAAAUGAUGAGGACAUGAAGUGAAAAAAAAAAGAUAAAAAUACUAGUGGCGAAGUGUGUAUUGACUAAAAAUUAAUACCAUAGUAUUGUACAUAGACACAGUUUAAAGUUAUUAAUAAGGUCAUUUGUUUUAUAAUAAUAAAAAAGCCUUUUAUUUCGUUGCAAAUUUCAAAAGAAAAAAGUGAAGAAACUAAAGUAGAAUUGUUAAGCUGAGUUUAGACCAGCAAGUUAUUGCCGCAAGUUUUGAUACGCCACUAUAGGUAAGAGGGAGUGGCAAAUAUCUGAAUCUCUUUCUUGCAUAUACUUCUGUCUCAAAACUUGCAGCAAUAACUUGUGCACGUCUAAACUCAGCUUUAGUACUGUUUAGGGAUGUACCGACUAGUCGGCAAAACGGGCCGAUUAGUCGACACUUUAUAAAUCAUAGAAAAACAGUAUAAAAAUAAAUUAACAGCUGAUAUAAUUGUAUUAUGUACCGAUUCGUUAUACCUUUGUUAGUCAAAAGAACAAAUAUCUGUGAUCAUCACAGAAAUAAGUAUCCUAGGACUACCAGGUUUCAUAGGCAGGAUCACUACCCUACCCACUAAGCCAAAC